This is a messenger RNA of Quercus robur (English oak), 492 nucleotides long. RefSeq lists its product as uncharacterized. The record is from RefSeq and is a predicted model, not a curated record. The transcript has a single exon. Bases 1 to 492 code for a protein of 163 amino acids. NCBI's taxonomy places the organism in Eukaryota, Viridiplantae, Streptophyta, Magnoliopsida, Fagales, Fagaceae. Gene Ontology annotation, molecular function: enzyme inhibitor activity.
AUGGUUUUCAAGCACUACACAUUUUUCUCACUGGUCUUUUUAGCAACAGCCAGCAUCCUCCUCGCCGGCCACGCUCAUGGCCGUGUUCUCACCGAUGACCUAUGCAAAAAUGCUCAGAAUAAGCCCCUGGGCAGAAAAAUCGUGAAUAAUAGAACUGACCCUCAUGAUGCCUUGGUUUCAUCCAUUCACAAAUUGAUUUACGAGAGCAAAACGGCAACGAAAUUGGCUCAUCAGCAAGGCAAGUCCCGCGAAAUGGAUGUCUGCAUAGCGAAAUUUGAGGACUCCAUUGACAUCCUCAAGAAAAGCUUGAAAAGCCUCGAGGACCGUGACCUGCCUGGCCUGAAUGUCAACCUCUUGGCUGCCAUGAAUGGCUACGUUGCAUGCGAUGACGCGUUCUCUGAAUCUAAGGUGAUCAAUCCCAUUGACAAAAUUGAUGCGUUCUUGUGUGAAAUGGCUGUCAACUCUAUAUAUUUAUCAGGUUACAUUCAUUGA